Molecule: messenger RNA, 768 nt
Organism: Pyricularia grisea
Lineage: Eukaryota; Fungi; Ascomycota; Sordariomycetes; Magnaporthales; Pyriculariaceae
Exons: 3
Coding region: 1-768 (255 amino acids)
Cellular component (GO): cytoplasm
Molecular function (GO): metal ion binding; methylthioribulose 1-phosphate dehydratase activity
Source: RefSeq, a predicted model, not a curated record
AUGUCGUCCGACGACAGUAACAACGACCACCUUGUGCUCUCAGAUAAUCCAGACCACCCUGCCAACCUGAUUCCGUCCUUGUGUGCUAAAUUCUGGACGCUUGGUUGGGUUACGGGCACUGGAGGAGGAUGCUCCAUUCGCGAAAAUGACCUUGUUUACAUCGCUCCAUCCGGGGUUCAAAAGGAGCUCAUGAAGGCCGCGGACAUUUAUGUCCUGUCUCUCGCGGCCCAGACCGCCAGCCUCCGGGACAGGGUCUACCUCCGCAGCCCACCGUGCUACAAGCCUUCACAGUGCACGCCGUUGUUCCUGGCCGCCUUCACCAAGCGUCGUGCCGGUUGCUGCAUUCACACGCACAGCCAAUGGGCCGUCCUUGUGACUUUGAUCCUCGAGGCGGGCGGCGGUCCCGGCGGGGCAGAAGAUGUGCGCGAGUUCCGCAUCAACAACAUUGAGCAGAUCAAGGGCUUUGGUAAAGGCUUCGAAAAGGUUGGCAAUCUUGGCUAUCACGACACGCUUCGUAUUCCCGUCAUUGAGAACACGGCCCACGAGGAAGACCUUACCGAAUUCCUCGAGGAGGCCAUGGAUAAAUACCCUGAUACCUACGCAGUGCUGGUUCGUCGCCAUGGUGUAUACGUUUGGGGUGACAAUGUUCACAAGGCCAAGACGCAGUGUGAGAGCCUCGAUUACCUGUUCCAGUUGGCUGUCGAGAUGAAGAAGAUGGGACUCCCAUGGAUAACGGACAUCACCCCCGUCAAGACAAGUAGAUCAUAA